Molecule: messenger RNA, 558 nt
Organism: Colletotrichum graminicola M1.001
Lineage: Eukaryota; Fungi; Ascomycota; Sordariomycetes; Glomerellales; Glomerellaceae
Exons: 2
Coding region: 1-558 (185 amino acids)
Biological process (GO): ribosomal large subunit export from nucleus
Cellular component (GO): preribosome, large subunit precursor; nucleolus
Source: RefSeq, a predicted model, not a curated record
AUGGCAAAACCGAGCGUUUCCAAGAAGACUAAGCAACUUUCCGUUCACUCGAGAGCUGCAAGGCGCGCGACAGAUGUUGACAUUGACACCGACAAGUCUCUCAAGAAUGUCAAGGCCCCCUCGGACUCAACCGACUACCGGCCGUCGGUCUUGGCUGCGCAAACCAACGUCGGUAUCUCCAAGAAGUCCAAGAACCGCAAGACACAGAUGAGCACCAAGGCCAAGAAGAGAAACGAGAAGGCAAUGGACCGCGCCGAGGCCAUCAUGGAGCGGACGUCCAACAAGAUCGAGAAGAGCAAGAGCAAGUCUCGGAGGAUCCAGACGCGGAGUAAGCAGUGGGACGACAUCAACAACAGCCUGCCUGCAGUAAAGAAGUUCCCUGACGAGGAGGAUCUCGAGGUGGAGGGGCGCAAGACUAGGGUUGCCGUAUUGCCAGCGGAAAAGGAGUGGGAGACGGACGAGGAGAUGGACGGUGUUGAUGAGGAUUCUGCGCCCGUUGCCGCCGAUGCUGUGCAGGCCGCUCCCACGAACGAUGACAUCGAUGAGGAGAUUUUGUAG